Molecule: messenger RNA, 1707 nt
Organism: Trichoderma reesei QM6a
Lineage: Eukaryota; Fungi; Ascomycota; Sordariomycetes; Hypocreales; Hypocreaceae
Exons: 3
Coding region: 1-1707 (568 amino acids)
Biological process (GO): regulation of transcription by RNA polymerase II
Cellular component (GO): piccolo histone acetyltransferase complex
Source: RefSeq, a predicted model, not a curated record
AUGUCAUCCCGCAAAGUCCGAGUCAAGAAGUUGACGGUCAAAACCCUUCUGCCCGUGCUCAGAGAGGAUCAGAUCGAUGCUUCCGAGUAUGAAUCACUGCUUACCGAGUCGCAAAUCGCGACCGGCGUCGACCAGACCGAGGAAAACGAAUACCACCUUCAAUCGAUUUUGAAAGAGGCCGGCACAAGCAAUGACCAAGAAAUCCCUGUGCCUCCACCGCGAGAGAGCGACAUCAGCUAUGAUAGCCUCUAUCCCGCAGUCUUCCACAAGCCUUCCUCCUAUAUCCGAUUCUCUCAGACGGUGGAAGAGUGUAUCAGCUGUCAUUAUGACAUGACAACGGAGGACAAUGAGUUUCUCAAGUCAUAUAAUAGUAAUCCUCCCGCGGCCGGGACGCUUAGCGAGGAUGACUUCGAACGCAUCAUGGAGGUGUUUGAGGACACCGCGGCAGAGCAGACCCCCUUCGCAUCAGUCGACAACACUAUUGUCGCCUAUGAUAUGAUGGUGCCGGGUCUCAAUCAGCUUGGCUCUACAUCCAUAUUGCAGCACGCCAAGCAGAUAUAUGAGUACUGGAAGGCCAGGCGGCAGGAGGCCGGCAACAAACCGCUGCACCCGACCAUCAAGUUCGAGACGCACCAGGAGACUGACGACACCGACCCCUAUGUCUGCUUCAGACGGCGGGAGGUGAGGCAGACGAGGAAGACGAGGUCGCGGGAUACCAAGAUCGCCGAGACGCUCAAGCGUUUCCGUCGCGAGCUCGAGGAUGGCCGCCAGCUCAUCUUGAUGGCAUACGAGCGAGAGAUGAUGAAGCGGGAUCUGUUGCAGAUGGAUCGGGCCAUCUUCGAGGAAAGGGCCAGGCUAAAGCAGAUCAAGACCAAACUGGGCAUCAAGGGCGACGACGAAGACCUCGUCAACCAAAAGUCCCAAAAGCGCAAGCCUGCAGAAGCCCCCGGGGCCCCGCGGCCACCAACACAGGUGCGCGCGCCUGUGCGGCCCGAUGGGCGCUCACACGAGCAAGACCUUGUCCUGCUUUCCGACCAGCUCGCGGAGAAAGAAAACGAGCUUCGUAAUGAGAUUGAGACCAAGGUGCAGAACCACCGGCGAUGGAACCAGAAUCAUAUCGAUCUCACUCGAGACCCGCUGUCGCCGGUGAAACCCCUAGGGAUGGAGCUCAAGUUUAGACCUGCCAAGACGCAGUAUCUGAUGACGCCGCCGGCGUCAACGUCUUCAGACUCGAUGGAUGCCGAUAACGCACCUGAGCCCAUGGAUCUGGACAAGCCAGAGCUGCCCGUAGUCCAAUUCCGUGGUGCGGACAUGGACGACUCAUCGCAGACCACCCAACCGGCGUUUCGUCGUCGCAUCGGCCGACUCCAGCGGCUGUGGAUCGAUAGGAGGGGCCUCUCGACGCCUAGACGGACAGAUUCGUACGAGUACUCGGACCGGUGGAAGUAUGACUCUGACGAUGAAGAUGAUGAGCCACCGGUGUAUGAGGUUGAUCCCUUUGACACGAGAGCCCUCAAGUUCCGAGCCACGAUUCCCCUUAGCCCAUACAUAUUCCGAGCGAGGCCGACAGUCCCUCCAGAAGCAGUCAACGGCGCAGCAAACGGGAAUAGAGUCCUACCGCCGCCGCCGCAACCGCAACCGCAACUGCAGCAACAACCGCAGCCGCCGCAACCUCCUGCAGCUCAACAAGCGCAAGCGGCAUCAUAA